CUCUACAAAGUACCUCUGCCCCUGCCUUUGGCUCUGCCCGCUCCCCACUCCGGCUUGGCUGGUUCUCGCGCCGUUCCUGCCCUUUGGACCGUGACUCUAAAUCUGAGUCUGAAUCUUGGGCGAACCUGCUUGCCUAUUUUUUUUCUUUCUUACUGACUCGGAGCUCGCUUCUCUUCGCCCCGGAACGGUGCCUCUGGCCAACUGCAGAGACCUGCCCUGGUUUGAGACAGAGCAUCCUUCAGUACUCCGUACUGUGCUCUGUGCAGCGCUGGACGACCCGGUGCAGCAAACAAACCUACUACUAACCUAAGUAAGGGCCCGAGGCAAGUCGGCCGCCCUUGUACCUACCAGCCUCCGUCCCCCAUCAUCGUCCCGCUGCCGCGCGACAACCGCCCAGCGCACAAGGAACCCCUCGGCGUGCCGGUCAAGCAGUGAGCACCGCGGCCAUCAAAGCGCUGGGCCUCGUCUGUCCUUGGGUUUGCCUGCCUGGGUGUGGGCCGCAAACGACAAAAGCUUGUCCUGACCAACAGCCUCCUCCCGCUGCGCCAAACUCCCACCCCAGCCGCCACACACCCCUCCCCCCCGGUCCAUGGCACCCCCCUUCUCGGCUUCGCGGCGCCGACUUAUCCAUUCACUCAUUGCACAUCCGUGCCCUUGGCUCGUCACGCUCUCGGCCAUCCCCAACUUCGACGAUCUCCCUUUCUUCUUCUCGAAAACUCCUCUCCCGAUCUCGUUCUCGGCAACUUUAUCUGUCAACAGCCGACGACACGUACGACCUCACUCCCUCUAGCACUCGGAAGCAGCAGUGAAGAGUAGCCCCGGCGACUCUGCAGACGCAACACCGCAACGGUUCUCAACGCUCUCGCGAAACGCCUCAACAGCCACUGUGUCGCGAGCGAGCGAGUCUCUCGACUUUACCAGUUCAAUUGUCCCUUUGGCACUCUUACGAAGUUUUCGGCUGCCUCAACCGGGAAGAGGAAGCGGCCUCACUCCCGUGAUUUGAUCUGAGCUCGAGUUAUCAUCGAGCCCAGACUUGAAUGACCCGGCUCGACUUCACUCACGCCGGACAAGGCUGAAGCUGUCCUGCGAAAGCAGGCGCCAACGUUCAUCACGGAUCUAAUCAGCGCCGACAAAAUGGAGACGUACCACGGUUACGUGCGGACGCCGGGCGACGCCAUCAAGCUCUUUGAGGCGUGUCGUCUUGGUCUGUUGCCCCGAGUCCAACGACGUCUAUCGGAGAAGGAAAGACAGUCAAUCCGCUCGGGCUCCGUCUUUGUGUGGGACGAGCGGGAGGCUGGGAUGCGGCGGUGGACGGACGGGAAAUCGUGGAGCGCCAGCCGCGUGUCGGGCAGCUUCCUGACAUACAGAGAGAUGGAGGGCAAACGCGGAGGCGGAUUUGGCAGCGGCAGACGAGGCGCGGGCAAGACCCCAGACUCUGGCCGCGGUAGCGACGAGGACCACGACGAUGGCGAACCUGAGGGGUACCGCUACAAGGCCGACGGUCUCAUGAAGCAGUCUUUCAGCAUCACCACGUCGACGGGCCAGCACCUUCACCUCAUCUCCUACUAUUCUCGACCGCAACCCGGCCAGCCUGACCCGCCCCAACCUAGUUCCGACCCGUCUCUUCGCGGUAUCGUACCUCCAAAGGGCAUGUACCCUGAGUCUAGCAUGGGAGAGACGAACCAAACACCUGCCCUUACGAGGGCUCCGAUGCAGCAGCCGUAUAUGAUCGCGCCACACCACCAUGCCCCUCACCCGCAUCACCAACAGCCUUACGCACCGCACUACGUCCAGCCAGGCUAUGGAUGGCCGCCGUCGCCCGCCGCGACGCCUCCUUACGGACAUUACGCGCCUGCACCGUAUCCACCACAUGUCCACCCUCUGCCGCCACCUCACGCAUCGCAUCAGCCUCCGCCGCCGCCGCCUCCCUACUCCAAUGGCCAUUACACGCACGCUGCUCCGUGUGACCGCUCGCUGCCUCCGUUGCAGAAUUCGAAGCCUGCUCUUCCGCCGUAUCAAGGUCACCAUUCUUCCCAUGGGCCGUCACCACCCAUACUGUACGACUCACCGCGGCAGAAGGACUUGCAGGCAGCGGCACAAGCAGCCGUCAGUGACCAGCACCUCAACAAUGCUCCUGCGAGGGGAUAUGGGCCGCUUCCCGCGCUCAACGCUGUCACUAAUGGUGCCCCCGCUGCCUCGCAUGCUGGUAUGGCUACACCUCCGACACGAAACCUGAGCGUGAGCCCGCCGCGGGCAAGUCAGGAUGGCGCAGUCAACGGCCAUAGGUCGAGCUUGUCGGCUUUACUACACCCAACACCGCCAAGCAGCGAGGCCGGCACCGUCAAGCCCCCCAGCAGUGGUAGCGCUAGCAGCAGCCCCCGACUGAAGAGCUUGGUUGCGGAAAAGGCUGGCGUAAGCGAGGACGCGCGGGCAUUGAGAAUGCUGGACCGCAAGUUUUGCAUCUGAGGUGCACGAGAGUGGGAAUUCUUUUUGGCGUUUCUUAGUCGAUACAUGACUGGGAGUCGGUGCAUUAGCGGCAUGUUGCCAUUUGGUUUCCACAUGGGUCUGGCGAACGGGUACUGGCAUGGGAGAAUCCAUGGACGAAUGCGCUGAUUUCGGCAUGCUUGUUGCAACCGGGCACCGUGCAGCACUUCCCCGGCAUAUAGAGCCGAGAAUGAUGAAUUAGAUGAAUUUGCCGAGGCCUCGCCAGGUCAUACUUUGCGCCGUGAGCCCGUCAUGGGCAUAACAUCAAGGGGCUACGUAUUUCUGUUUGAAGGAGCACCUCUAAACGCAAAGGUGGACCAACCACCAUUUCUCUCUGCCAAGGCGGCAGUCGCCGUGUGACUGCCAGAUGCAUCAACCAGUGUGCAGCUUUGUAGAUUGCCAAGUCCAUGACGGACCAGGAGUUGAUCAGGGCAAUACGAGGUCACGGCAGGGACGCGGGGCAGAUGGGCGAUUGUUGCGUGGCAGAUUGUAGAAAAGGAGCUUUGCUGGGGCUCGGUCAAACGGCGCUGGGCGCAUUGGGGUGACCGUAGGAAAGCCGCGUCAUUGUGGGCGUCGCCCGGCUUCGAGAGGUGGUGGACCAGAUGAAGCCCGGUUCGCGGUUUCUGUAC
Molecule: messenger RNA, 3113 nt
Organism: Purpureocillium takamizusanense
Lineage: Eukaryota; Fungi; Ascomycota; Sordariomycetes; Hypocreales; Ophiocordycipitaceae
Gene: PTH2
Product: Gluconate transport-inducing protein
Exons: 2
Coding region: 1135-2466 (443 amino acids)
Molecular function (GO): DNA binding
Source: RefSeq, a predicted model, not a curated record